AACCGUAGGCUGCUGCCAUCAGUGUUGUGCGUCCCGUCAGCGUGUGUUACAAGGAGCUCUUACAUGCACAGUGCCCAGAGGAAAAUGGCGAGCUUGUGUGUACGAGCAGUGAGACAGAGCUACUCUCUUGUAGCUUCGCCUGCGCUAAUAAGAGCGUCUCCACGAUUGUUAUGUACUGCCACCCAGCAGAAGAAUGGCAGGUCAGAGGAGGAGGCCGAGAAGCCGGAGCAGAACGCAGCAGAGAAAGCCCUGUUGGAGGAGAAGACCCAGCUGGAGGAGCAGCUCAAGGACAUGACAGAAAAGUAUAAGCGGGCCUUAGCAGACACAGAGAACCUCAGGACGAGGAGUCAGAAGAUGAUGGAAGAUGCUAAAUUAUACGGGAUCCAGGGAUUCUGUAAAGACCUGCUGGAGGUGGCCGACAUCUUGGAGAAGGCCACAGAGAGCGUGCCCAAGGAGGAGGUGACGAGCCAGAACCCUCACCUGAAGAACCUGUACGACGGCCUGGUGAUGACCGAGGUCCAGAUCCAGAAGGUGUUCACUAAGCACGGCCUGGUGAAGCUCAACCCCGAGGGCCAGAAGUUCGACCCCUACGAGCACGAGGCCCUCUUCCACGCCCCCGUGGAGGGCAAGGAGCCCGGCAGCGUUGCCAUAGUAACCAAGGUGGGCUACAAGCUGCACGGCCGCACCCUCAGGCCGGCGUUGGUAGGCGUGGCCAAAGCCCCCUAGAAAUUAUAAUGUAACUGCGACAAAGUGGGAUUUGUUUUGUUGCCUGGGCGAUGGAUGACUUCAGGUACAACAGACUGGUUGAGGCACCCUGCCACCCUUUUCCCACAAGCCUGUCCUCGUAUCCCCCCCCCCCCAUCCUAAGGUGUUAAAAAGAGACGGGAGUCCAACUGAACUGAACUUUGUAUCUGGACAAUAUCCACCAGCUUUUAACAGAUACUUUGUCUGGCCCAGGACCGUCUUUACAGUAAUAUUUCAGUCAUCAUAUGUUCCUUUGUCUCAGUCAGUUCAGUCGAUAAUAAAAGCACUCACCAGAUCACAGGCAUAGACUUUCAUGUGUCCUCACAGCCAUCAAUCUUAACUGGAAGAGAAGCAGGUGAAAUAAGAAGUUGUGAUGUUUCAUAAACCAAGACUUUUUCUGGGUGAGCUAUGAUGUAAAAUCCAUGCACACAUUGAGAAGUACUGAAUCUGAAUUGAUGUUAUCAUUCCAGACUUGUGUUUAAAGCCCUAAUAAUCUCAAACUUGACUCCUCAGUUGUCUUUUCUUGUUUGUGAGUGUGAAGAAAGCAAGGGGCAGUACUUGAGGACCUGAACAAAGGUUUGAGAUGUGUGUACAGAGGUGGGCUUCCCAAAAGCCUUUAUGGUAAACACCUUUCUAGGCAUGGGAUGAUAUAAAAAUUUCAUGUCAAUUAUUUUGGCCAAAAUAAUUGUGAUACACGAUAUUAUGACGAUAAUCAUGAAAAUGUGCAUGUAUCUACUUUUAAAAUGGCAGUGAAACAUGAAUCACUUUACACUAAACACAUAUUCACAUCAGAUCUGCACCUCAGCUUCCUGUUUUUUUUUAUUUUGGAAUCUAUACAAUUUCCACACAUCUGUCUUAACAUAUUUUUUGUGGGGGAUACAACAGGCAGAUCUUUCAGCCAUGGUGACAAAGCAGGAAACAAAUAUAAGACUGUAUGCUGGUGAGCUAGACAGCUUUUUCAAGUCAAGCCAUGAGAAGAUCACCAAGAUACAUUUAUCUGAAUGUUUUUAUCGCCAUAAUAUCGUAUAUCAUCCCAUCCCUACACCUUUCUCUCGUUCUUUUGGUAGGCCAGCCUCAGUCAUUGUAACGUCUUUAUCCGUAAACCAUUAGAAUAAUUUUGAAAGGACCAUUGUCCAAAUUAUCAGCAUCAGAAUAAAGUAACCGACUUUGAAA
Molecule: messenger RNA, 1917 nt
Organism: Dicentrarchus labrax (European seabass)
Lineage: Eukaryota; Metazoa; Chordata; Actinopteri; Moronidae
Gene: grpel1
Product: GrpE-like 1, mitochondrial
Exons: 4
Coding region: 64-726 (220 amino acids)
Biological process (GO): protein import into mitochondrial matrix; protein folding
Cellular component (GO): PAM complex, Tim23 associated import motor
Molecular function (GO): adenyl-nucleotide exchange factor activity; protein-folding chaperone binding; protein homodimerization activity
Source: RefSeq, a predicted model, not a curated record